Molecule: messenger RNA, 879 nt
Organism: Racocetra fulgida
Lineage: Eukaryota; Fungi; Glomeromycota; Glomeromycetes; Diversisporales; Gigasporaceae
Source: the annotation of a GenBank genome assembly
GAAAUGACUACAACUUCUUCUAACAAAAUUUUACAAGCCAUUUUUAAAUUUGUUGACGCUAAAAAUGAGCGGGAUUAUGGUACCUUAUAUAAUUGUGCUUUGAUCCUUUACGGACAAAAAAGUGAUAAUGUGAUAAAGAUAUUAUUGUCAUUUCUUGAUAAUGAUCAACUACAACAACUUGGUUCAUUUGGACACAGACUAACUCUUAAUGAAAAUAAAAAGUUUGACUAUCCUUCUUUUAUCCAAUAUUUAAAUUUAAACUUUAUCUGGGAAUCUCUUUACGACUUGUAUUCAAUGAAUGUGCAGCAUCCUAAUGACUCAAACUUGUUUAAUGACAUUGAAUUAACUUUUACAGUACUUUUAAAGAUGCUAGCUCAGAAAGUUACCGAUUUGAGGAGACUUCAUAUUAAUCUUAGGCUUCAUUCUAGCAAUAUUGACGAAGUUUCCAAGGGAGACAUAAAAAAUAACAUUUUGAAGCGUUUAUUACAACCGGAAAUCAGUGAUCUUUUAAGAUCUACAAAUGAAUUACGUCAAAUUGACGAUGCUACUGGAUUUAUUAGGUCACAAACGCAUUUAAAAUAUUUGGAAAUUUUUAAUUGUAAUUCUGGCAUCGAAAAACUUCUUACAUUUUCACGAGAUCAAGAGUUAUCUAUACAAACACUUAUUUUAUAUCACGUAGAUUUUUAUGGAUGUGGACCAUUAACUAGCUUAGCAAAAUGUGAAAAUUUAAGGCACCUGGCUUUUCGUUAUUGUACAUAUAUCCAAAAAAAGAUGUGUGAUCCGUUGUUUUCUGCUAAUUUUCCUAAGCUUAAUAAGGUUGAAGCACCAUUUACUUCAUGCCCGGCACUUGAAGAAUGGGCUAAAAAUUAUUACAAGUAA